Molecule: messenger RNA, 2693 nt
Organism: Poeciliopsis prolifica (blackstripe livebearer)
Lineage: Eukaryota; Metazoa; Chordata; Actinopteri; Cyprinodontiformes; Poeciliidae
Exons: 18
Coding region: 62-1855 (597 amino acids)
Source: RefSeq, a predicted model, not a curated record
UUCUCAGCUGGCGCCGAGAACAAAAUAUUUCGGGAGCGUUGGAGUUAUUUUCAGAUUUCUGAUGGGGACCUCAGAACAACGCGAGGAAAUAAUCAUCCUGAGUGAUGACGAAGAUGAUAAAGACACUUCCUGCCUAAUUGUGGAAGUGGAAGCUGUGAAAAAGACUGUUGUUUCACCCAUAAGCCCCCAGGAUGAAGACCUGGUGGUCACCUUCUCCCGUCGGCCUGACGUGUUUCCUCACGCCCGUUACGACUGCCCCAUACAUCCUUUUAUGCCUACAGAUUGCGAGAGGACUGCUCCGAUGGCCAAUAAUCAACUUAUUUGUGAUCAGUGCUUCUGCUACAUCUGCGACAAGCUGGCAUCACUGUGUGGGAUGUGGUGCAGCAGUGGAAUGUGUCACUGCAACAGCCACAACAAAAGUGACUUUUGGAACAGCGUUAGGAACAGGACUCUCCUGGGGGAACUGCAGAGAUUCAACCUCACACUGUCAGAAGUCGACCAUCAUCUUCGUAAUGCAGACACGAUGUUGCAAAGCUUCAGAGGCGAACUGUCAGCUCUGUUUUCCUCCAUUACGUUGGAUCAGGCGAUGGUGCCAGAUUACAACAUGAACCAGCAGGACCUGAGCUCCAGGUAUGAACCUGUGCUUGAGUGUGUGAACCUGUUCCUCAAUAAAGCCGACAAAAAGAACAGUCGGGCUGCGGCCAUCAUGCAUCUUGGAGCUGCUGAAGAAUUUAUGAGACAUUUUCAAGAGUUGGGGUUCAUGGGUUCAUCUUCAGCUGCUACAACCUCUGAGACUAUAAUAAUGUUACUGCACAGAGUAAUAUCAUCAGUACAGAGAUGUAUAAUAAUGGGUGACAUUACGCCAUCGUUUAUGCAAAAACUGCAAACUUUUUACCAGAACAGGAUAUGUUUCCCAGCUGACAUGAGGUUGCUAAAAAACAGUCUGACCAUCCGACCCUGGCAGGACAUCCUGCUGGUGUCGGUGCUGAAGGGGCAGAAUGUGUCGGGAGUCCGAAAGGACAAGGGCAAGAAGGACGUCCUGCUCGAAACCAUUUCUGUGGUUUUGCUGAGAACUGAACUGCUCCAGCUUCAGUCCAGGUACAGAGAGUUGUGUCGGUAUCUGCGAGUUGUCCUGACCGAUAACAUCACACUGUAUCAGCAUCUCCAAGACCUCAUUCCUUUCUUCAAGUGUAAGUUGGGAGAGUUUGGGUCUGCAUUGGAAAGCCUCUUUCCCCCGGUCAACCUCCCCGCCUCCCGCUUCACUCCGGCCAUUUUCCUCCUCUACCUCCGAAUAUUUGAGACGGCAACGGCACCGAGGCUGACGGUCAGCCAGCCGGAGCAGCUCUGCUUCUCUGGGGCAUCCUGGGAACCGAUUAAAGAUGCUGUGCCACUGAAGAGGUCUGAGCUGGUGAAGUUUGCUCUCAAAGCCCAGAGAUGCUCCUUGUCGGUCUACUCAGAUUCUCAGUGUUGGACCAGUUUACUGAAAGUGGUUUGCUCUCCUCAUGGCUCUCCGACUGCCUUGCCCGUACCCAGCCAACAGUUUCUAUACGAGUCGCGGGAUGCCGUUAUAAACCAGCUCAAUCAGCAGGGUUACAACAUACAGAUUUCCCGCUGCUUUCUCAGGACAUACCCAGAUCAGGCCUUGUUGCUGUUGGUAACAGGAGCCUUGGGUGUCAGAAUCCUUCAGGGUUCUUUUAGUCCAGCUCUGCCUGUUCUCCAUGCUUAUAAGGACAACUCGUGGGCCUUUCAGUGGCUGUGUGACGGCAUGACUUCCAGUGAAGACCGUCUCAGCUCCUUCCUGAAGGAGAUCACACACGAGUCGUCCAACACACCAGGAAAUCAGACUGGUUGUUGAUUUCAAGCCCUUCCAAGAAACGUUUUCUGCAGAGGUUCAGCUCUGAAGCUCUAAAGUCUCGCCUUGUUGAUCUUGCCUGUGCUGAGCCUACUUCUUCUGAAAAGAACUUUUUCUUUUUUAACUCGAUGUGAAGCCAUGUGGGACUUUUGUUGCAUUUCUUGCUUAUUUUAAGCACCAUGACGGUAACGCUGAGCAACAGUAGGAUUCUGCUGUCAUGUGCUGUACAUUUGAACCUCUGUCUGCAGCGCGGUGGAUGGCAGGAAUGUGCAUCACGUGACACAGAGAACUGUACUCUUUCACACUUUUGUUACCAUAAAUUAACAAUUUUGUUCUCAACACAUUUUCAGUUUGAAUUCCCUCAUUUAUCUGAAUGUAAUUUAAUGAAACUGGUUUUUGAUGCGGUGUACAACAACACUGGUUUUAGACCAUAACCUGUAGAUGUUGCUUUAUACAGUUUGAUAAUCAGUCAGCUGUUUAAAAAACAAUUUAGACAAAGCUGAAAGAUAACUUUAAAAUUAGUUUUUAUUUAAUUAUUUGGUUAAGUUGAUAAAAGUUCCUAUGCAGAUCUGGUUUACAGACAUGCACAACAAAAUGAACAUUUCAGAUGGAAAAAUAAUUAUUUCCAUACUUUAUUUUCUGUCUCAAGAAUGUAUUCAUUUUCUACUUUCAACAGUCGUAUUAAAUCUACUUUAAAUAUCAACCAAAUACUUGCUGAGUCCAGCUAAGGUGGAAAUAAAUUCUGUUUCUGCUCCUUCUAAUGAUUUUUUUCCUUGUUCAUUAGGACUCAUAAUGCCAUCAGUGUUAAUAAAUUCUGAGAUAAACUGGUUUAAUAAAUGAA